Molecule: messenger RNA, 321 nt
Organism: Brassicogethes aeneus
Lineage: Eukaryota; Metazoa; Arthropoda; Insecta; Coleoptera; Nitidulidae
Source: the annotation of a GenBank genome assembly
AUGGAAAACGCAACCACCUUGUUUAAAAGUCACUAUAAAAAAUUUCUUGUCGGCUUGUCCAGCGCAUUGGCGAUUUAUUUGUUUCAGAGGUAUGUGUACAAAAGGGUGUUCGAUAAAAAGGACAAGAAAGCAGAAGAAUUUCCAACGAUAGACGAUAUUCAGAAGUUUAUCGAAGACUUGCCUCUGGAUUCUAUUAAAUUAGAUAAAACGAUUAGUUUAAAGGAUUUAUUGGGAGAGUUGUCGGAAUUUAGCGACGAUGAAGAGUGGAAGGAACUUAUACAGAGUGUUCAAACUUUAUACCAAGAAAACCAAAACUGCUAA